AUGGCCACCACCACCACCACUACCGCCCUUUUGCAAGGCCAUGCUAACGGCCAUGCCACAAAACAUUCCGAUGCGGCCGAACAGCGCAGACGACUUCACCAUCAUGCUGACGUUGUGAUCGUGGGCGCUGGAAUCCUAGGGUGCGUCCUCGCUGUUACACUGGGUAGACAGGGACGUAGUGUACUGCUGUUGGAGAGCUCAAUGAAGGAGCCCGAUCGCAUCGUGGGUGAAUUGCUACAACCGGGCGGUGUCCAGGCCCUGGAAGAACUCGGACUCCGUGACUGUCUCGAAGGCAUUGAUGCCAUUCCAGCGGAAGGUUAUUACGUGUCCUAUCUCGGGGAGCCAGUGGUUAUCCCUUACCCCAAACCAUCACCAUCAUCGCGGGCGCCGGAGGGCCGUUGCUUUCACCAUGGACGAUUCGUGAAAAAUCUGCGCGAAGCCGCUUUAGCGUGUCCCAAUGUCACGGUUGUGGAGACCAAGGCGACGGAUCUGGUCACUUGCUCGCAUACCAAGCAGGUUCUUGGUGUGGAGUGCAUGGCCAAAGACACCAAAGAUUGUUACUUCGGCCACCUCACAGUUGUGGCUGAUGGCUACGCCUCCAAGUUUCGGAAACAAUACCACAAACAUACCCCUAAAUUUCGCUCCAGGUUCUGGGGCCUGGAACUGAUUGACACGGAACUCCCCGUACCUCGCUACGGACAUGUUAUCUUGACCGACGGUACGCCCAUUCUCCUGUAUCAGAUUGGGACACACGAAACUCGAAUUCUGGUGGAUAUCCCGGAGAACCUUCCAUCCGCCUCGGUGAAGAACGGUGGAGUUAAGAACCACCUUCGCAACGUUACCCUACCCUGUCUACCUGAAUCCGUUCGGCCUGCCUUUCUUAAAGCGCUAGAAAAUGGUCAGUUGAGGUCGAUGCCAAAUUCCUACCUGCCAUCUGCGCCGAACAAGACCCCGGGCUUGGUUAUAUUGGGCGAUGCUUUAAAUAUGCGCCAUCCGUUGACUGGUGGGGGCAUGACCGUUGCUUUCAACGAUGUGGUAGUCCUACGCGAUCUGCUCAGUCCUGAGAAGGUCCCCAGUUUUGAAGAUACACACAAAGUCCUGCGUCAGCUGUCCUCUUUCCACUGGCAACGGAAGAAGGCGUCCUCGGUCAUCAAUAUUCUAGCCCAGGCUCUUUAUACACUCUUUGCCGCUGAUGACAAACACCUAAAAGCCCUCCAACGAGGCUGUUUCCGCUAUUUCCAGCUAGGAAAGGCCGCCGAGCCCGUGAGUCUUCUAGGAGGUAUAAUCAAAAAGCCCAUCGUGCUUUUCAACCACUUUUUCACCGUCGCAUUCCUCUCCCUCUGGGUCCUCAUCCAAGAGGCGCCUCUUUAUAAACUUCCUCUAGUGCUAUAUCAAUGCAUGAUGGUGUUCUGGACUGCCUGUGUUGUCAUAUUCCCCUACAUGCUGAUCGAAGCGUUCUGUUAG
Messenger RNA from Aspergillus tanneri, 1464 nucleotides. RefSeq names its product squalene monooxygenase erg1 (gene erg1). The record is from RefSeq and is a predicted model, not a curated record. Bases 1 to 1464 code for a protein of 487 amino acids. The transcript is spliced from 2 exons. Gene Ontology annotation, biological process: ergosterol biosynthetic process. Gene Ontology annotation, molecular function: squalene monooxygenase activity; flavin adenine dinucleotide binding. Gene Ontology annotation, cellular component: membrane; endoplasmic reticulum. Lineage: Eukaryota; Fungi; Ascomycota; Eurotiomycetes; Eurotiales; Aspergillaceae.